AUGGACUUGAAAAUGGAUAAUGUAAUUGGGGGCAAGUUUAAGCUUGGUCGGAAGAUCGGUGGUGGCUCUUUUGGAGAGCUUUUUCUAGGCGUAAGUGUGCAAACCGGAGAAGAAGUAGCUGUUAAGCUGGAGCCUGCGAAAACUAAGCAUCCCCAACUUCAUUAUGAGUCGAAGAUUUACAUGCUUCUACAAGGAGGAACUGGCAUCCCCAGCCUCAAGUGGUUUGGGGUUCAGGGAGACUACAAUGCGAUGGUCAUUGAUCUGCUUGGCCCGAGUUUGGAAGACUUGUUCAACUAUUGUAAUAGGAGGCUCACUUUGAAGGCAGUUUUGAUGCUCGCAGAUCAACUGAUUAGCAGAGUUGAAUAUAUGCAUUCUAGGGGGUUUCUUCACCGCGACAUAAAACCAGACAAUUUCUUGAUGGGACUUGGUCGGAAAGCAAACCAGGUGUAUAUCAUUGAUUUUGGCCUUGCAAAGAAGUAUAGGGAUCUCCAAACACAUAGGCACAUCCCCUACAGAGAAAACAAGAACCUUACAGGCACAGCUCGGUAUGCUAGCGUCAACACUCACCUUGGAGUCGAGCAAAGUCGGAGGGAUGAUCUGGAGUCUCUUGGUUAUGUGCUCAUGUAUUUCCUGAGAGGAAGCCUCCCAUGGCAGGGCCUAAAAGCUGGCACAAAGAAGCAGAAGUAUGACAGAAUUAGUGAGAAGAAAGUUUCAACUCCUAUAGAGGUCUUAUGCAAGUCACAUCCACCCGAAUUCGUAUCAUACUUUCAAUACUGCAGGUCUUUGCGAUUCGAAGACAAACCUGACUACUCAUAUCUAAAGAGGCUAUUCCGAGACUUGUUUAUCCGUGAAGGUUAUCAGUUUGAUUAUGUAUUCGACUGGACUGCAUUGAAACACCCUCAGAGUAGUUCCAGCUCCCGUUCCAGCUCCCACGGAAGGCAUCGCACUGGUAAACCAGGGAUGGCCGCAGGACCCUCUGCUGAAAAACCUGAAAGGAUUUCAGUUGGGAAGGAAAUCCGUGACAGAUUCUCAGGUGCGGUUGAAGCAUUCGCGAGAAGGAACGCUACGGGAACCAGUCCCAGUCCCCAUCAAAACCAUACCAGACAUCGAACUCUUGACGAGGUUCCUUCACUGAUGAAACCUGCUGUGAAUAUGAUAUCUGAGAAAGGAAGAAACACUUCGAGAUACGGUAGUGCUUCGAGGAGAGUGAUUGCCUCAGGGAGUAGGCCAAGCUCAUCAGGCGAACAAGGGGAGAGCCGCGGAUCGAGCCGUGUGGCCUCAAGCGGUAACGGCAACCGUCCAUCCGUCUUUCAUAGAACUCAAGGGGCAGCUGCUGUGAGUGGAUAUGAGCCAAAGACGGCCUCUAGAACUCAAGGUUCAGGUGCUGUGAGUGGGUACGAGUCAAAGACAGCCUCUGCCUUUAACCGCAACAGAGUGGCUGCGUCAAGGACCGCACGUGACGAGGCAUUUAGAAGCUUCGAGCUUCUUUCGAUCCGCAAAUGA
Arabis nemorensis is the source of this 1503-nucleotide messenger RNA. The record is from the annotation of a GenBank genome assembly. NCBI's taxonomy places the organism in Eukaryota, Viridiplantae, Streptophyta, Magnoliopsida, Brassicales, Brassicaceae.